Herpailurus yagouaroundi (jaguarundi) is the source of this 1947-nucleotide messenger RNA. RefSeq names its product immediate early response 5 (gene IER5). The coding region runs from base 230 to 1012 and encodes 260 amino acids. Lineage: Eukaryota; Metazoa; Chordata; Mammalia; Carnivora; Felidae. The transcript is spliced from 2 exons. The record is from RefSeq and is a predicted model, not a curated record.
GGGCCGCCCUCAGUUAGCGACCGGACCUGGGAGCGGGCUGUUGUCUGUCGUGAGUGGGAGCGGGAGCCAGUGAGCGCGUCACGGGAGUCGUUUCUUUUCAGAGUCUUCAGGUGUCGAAGGUCCACCCCCGGACCGGACUUGUCGACGCCUCUCGUCCCCUCCCUGUUUCCGAACGUGAGCCGGGCUCUCUCCCGUCACCUCCGAGGCAGCCCUGCGAAAAGGAGGCAGGAUGGAGUUCAAGCUGGAGGCUCAUCGUAUCGUCAGCAUCUCCCUGGGCAAGAUCUACAACUCGCGGGUCCAGCGCGGCGGCAUCAAACUGCACAAGAACCUGCUGGUCUCGCUGGUACUGCGCAGCGCCCGCCAGGUCUACCUGAGUGACCCGUGCCCGGGCCUCUACUUGGCCGGUCCCGCGGGGAGCCCGGCGGCGCCGCCGCCGCAGCAGCCCGGGGAGCCGGAGGCGGAAGCUGCCUGGCGCCGCGUGGAGGGACCGCGCGAGGCGGCGGAGGGAGGAGCCGGGGUCUUCGCGGGAGCUGAGGGGCCCCGUGGGGCGCGCCGCCACUGCGGCUGCCCCCCAGGAGGGGAGGACAGGCCGGGGGCGCUGGGCGCUUGCCCCCGAGUUGACUGCCGCUGCGCGCCGCGGCCGGCCGAGGACGAGCCCCCGGCACCGCCCGCCGUCGGCCCCCGGAAGCGCGGCGCGGCGGGCGUGGGUGGCGGCCCCGCGGGCGGUCCGGCGCCCGGCUCCAGCCCGCUCAAGAAGCCCCGCCGGAACUCGGAGGAGCAGCCGGGCGGGGCGGAGGAGGAGGAGGAGAUGGAGACCGGGAACGUGGCUAACCUCAUUAGCAUCUUCGGUUCCAGCUUCUCGGGACUCUUGCGGAAAAGCCCCGGGGGCGGCCGGGAGGAAGCCGAGGGAGAGGAGAGCGGUCCGGAAGCCGCCGAGCCCGGGCAGAUCUGCUGCGAUAAGCCGGUGCUGAGAGACAUUAACCCUUGGAGCACAGCCAUCGUGGCCUUCUGAGCCCCCGGGUCCCGUUCGGAAGGAGGUUGAGCGGCGGGUGGCCCCGACGUGGGGCUGCGAGGACGGCCCAGAGACCGCAGGGCGCUGGACGCGUUGCGGGGACCGUGGGUGCCGCCGGGCAGCACCGACUGCCCUCGGGCUCGGCGGCCUCCCCCCUGGAGGCUUGUCGGAAGAGGACGAUCGUUAACUUUUGUGUAGUGUUCUGUCUGUGUACGUACGUCUGUCUUGUUGAAUUCAGACCAUUUUGUCCUUCUGGAAUGCACCACCCCUUUCCCAGGGCUGAGGAGAUCGGGGGCAGACGGGGACUUUCCUUUGCCGGCAGCCCCGAGAAGGAAGCGGCGGAGAGGGCCGGGCCUGGGGAGUUCCCCUUUCGUGCUCGGGGGAGGAAGGGACUUUACACACACCCCUCACAUGAAAGCUAGCCCCGCACCAGGGCCGGGAGUGGCAUUUCCUCACAGGAUUUCCUAAGACUAGAGGGAUUUAGUCUGGAGCAGAGACCUGUAUCAUUUCGCUCUCCCCACUUUUCUCUCUCUGAAGAAACUUCUGUACCCUGUGAUUACUCUGGGAAAGGGAAUCUGAGCGGCUCUUGUCUUCCCCACGGGGGGGGGGGGGGAGAAAGCUUGAUGAACUUCACAGAAGAGUUCAAGCUUGGAAAUAUGGAGUUUAUAGAGAAUAGAUAUAUUUUUAAAAGCUCUAGAUCGGAACUACUACAAGUGCUUUUAAAAAGUGUUUAAUGAAACAGAGUUUACAGACAGAAGCCCUAAGUGGAAAGACCUUAUGGUUUUGUAGAUACGGUGACUCCAGUCUUUGUUGUAUAAAGGUUGGGGGAGCCGACAAGGUUUUUGUACAGUAUUUUCUCCUUCGUUGUAUUGAUUUUGGUAUAAAAAUGUAACUUUACGUGUCUAACACGUAUUAAAUAUUUUGAAGCAACUUAA